ACCAACAAAAACCACUGCCCGGCGGCCGAGUCGAGGUUUCUGCUAUUAUUUCACACGUGUGUCAGAUGUGGGGUUUUCUUUAUACGACCGACGUAGAGCGAGCAAGCCAAGUGGACUAAAUAAACGUUUUUACCAGGCCUGCAGAAACUGACCAGCUGAGGGAGAGCAAUUAUUGCUGCGAAGUUAUGAUAAAAGUGUUGACGUCAUGACCAAUCAGAGAACAGGCAGGCCCUCGGUGGCUCAGAAUCGACGUGUCGGACUCGGGUUUCUCAAGUUUCUUCAAGAGAGUGAUCGAGGAGAUGUGGACAGCAAGGAGCAAAUGAAGACAGCUUUCCUGAAAGAAUACAAGCCAAGAUUAGAGAAAGGAGGAAUAGGUUUCAACUUUUCAAGCAUACUCUAUGCUUUGAAGACCAAUGGCAAGAUCAACAUCAAAGAUGGCCGAGUCCAAGUUCAGAACAGUUUUGUUUCUGUGGAUCAGUUCACCACCCUAAAGAAGCAUGCCCUUGACCAGAAAGACACAACAAGGGCCAGUACAACGAGGGCCGGUGCAACGAGGGCCGGUGCAAUGAAGCAGAGCCCAGGUAAAGGAGGCAAGUCCAAUGGGCCGGAGCCGUACCCGUUUUACUGCGAGGAGUGUGGCGUCCAGGGGAAUUCUCAUCAGUCUUUUAAUGCACAUCUCCAAGGGAGUAGACAUCGACAGCAAAUGAUCUUCAAAUGUGUCAAGAAGAGCAGGUCAAAGUUCAUUGAAAAUAAGAAUGGCGUAGAGGUUGCCAGUGAGCAUGAUGGUCAGGAUGGGACCAUUGCAAUGAAACUGGCGCGGAGUGCCAGUCAAACCUUCAGGAUUACCAUCAAGAAUGUAAGUGAUGACUUAACUACCGCAUUCCUAUCUUGUGUGCUGUUGAAAGUCCAGCCUGCCUUUGUGCUGACGGAUGAGUAUGAUGUGACCCAGUCUAAGAAAGUGGUCCACCUCAAACCAGGGAGUGAGUACUGUAUUCAGGUGGCUGUAGUGGGAGACUCCGUGGGUGUUCUCAGCAGCCCACUCAUACUUGCCUUCAAGAAAGUACCAUCCAACGAGGUAUUUCAUAUUCUGCGCUUUGUGACUGUGGAGGUGGAGAGCGAGGUAGCGAAGGAUCUACCCCCGUCUGUUCCUUACCAACGCCCACCAAGGGUGGCAAGAAGGCAACGGAAAGGAGAGACUGUUGAAGGAGUGCCCCUACCACAGUCCUCCAAGAGCAAACUGAAGAUGAGACAAGCCAAGUAUUACCCAAUUCCAGACCAUCUCCGCUGGAUGCUGAACAAUAAACACAAAAUAGAGGAAGUCAGAAAAACCAUUAAGCCUGAUCUGGCUUGGGUGAACUACGUCAGUAAGUUAUCCAACCUUCUCUACGUAGAGGAGUGCCAGAUGGAAGUUGACAUCAAGAGGUACGAUAUGAAGGGAGUGCCCAUGCAGCAGGACGGCAAAUUCCUACGACUUAGAAUUCCAGGUCUUGCUGAGAACCGUCCCUCGGUCCUCAAAGGUGAUCAUCUGUUUGCCCGCUUCAGUACUGACUCUGAAGAUGGCAAGACCUACAAGGGUUAUGUCCACCGGGUGGAAAUGGAAGAAGUGGUCUUGGGAUUCUCCAAAGAUUUGGUGAAUAGGUUUACCCAAGGACUCAAGUUUGACAUUGAGUUUACGUUCAACCGUUUGCCGUUGCGACUACAGCACAAUGCUAUAGAGGACGCCCUCAAGAAUGAUCUGGGUAAACUCCUCUUUCCCGACCGAUCCAACAUCGGAACGACAAAGAAACUCUGCACCGUGCCAGGUGAUGACAGUGAUUUUGCCAGACUGUUCUUUGACAAGAAACUCGCCACCAACGUGGAACAGAUCAAAGCCGUUAAGCACAUUGUUUGUGGGUCAUCUCGCCCUAGUCCUUACCUAGUCUUUGGCCCACCAGGCACAGGCAAGACAGUCACCAUUGUAGAGGCCAUCAAGCAGACAUACCAUCAACUUCGUGGAAGUUAUAUCCUUGCGUGCGCGCCAUCUAAUAGUGCAGCUGACCUCAUCGCGACACGCCUUCUGACCGGGGGCACGCCCAUUGCCAAGACUAGCCUCAUGAGAAUCAACGCACAGAGUCGAGAUUGGAAGACUGUUGAUGAAAUCCUGAAGGAGAAGGAUGUGUGUAACUUUGAUAAGCGGGGAACCAGGGAAACCUUCUACCCUUCUAAAGAAGAGCUGAUGGAAAAAAGAAUCCUGGUGACCACACUGUGUACUGCAGGCAGACUGUCUACAGCUGACUUUCCCUCGAAUCAUUUCACUCAUGUAUUCAUUGAUGAGGCUGGUCAUGCAGUAGAACCGGAAGCCAUUAUAGCCCUGUCUAAUCUCCUGAAUCCAAAGAACACCAAAGGAGGUCAAGUGGUUCUGGCCGGUGACCCCAAGCAACUUGGUCCCAUUCUGAGGUCACCUCUUGCUAUUGAACAUGGACUAGGUUUAUCUUUACUUGAGCGACUGAUGACUGAAUGCGAUAUCUAUCAACGUCAGGAGGCUGAGCCGCAUUACGACAGCAGAGUCCUGACCAAGCUACUGCGUAACUAUCGCUCUCACCCUGCUAUCCUCAAACUGCCCAAUCAGAUGUUCUAUGCAAAUGAGCUGGAGGUUCAUGCAGAUGAAGCUGUGAGGACGUCGCUGUGCAGUUGGGACAGGCUACCUCAGAAGAACUUUCCCAUUUUGUUUCAUGGGGUAGAAGGGAAGGAUGAGCGUGAGGGACAUAGUCCGUCCUUCUUCAACCUAGCCGAGGUGACGAUCGUUGUGGAAUAUGUGGAGGAUUUGCUGAAUAAGCGAGGGGGGAGACAAAUUAAGGAGUCUGACAUUGGGAUCAUUUCACCAUAUCGUCGACAGGUUCAAAAGCUACAGAAAGUCCUACAGAAGCGUCACCAUAAGAACAUCAAGGUGGGGUCCGUUGAAGAGUUUCAAGGUCAGGAGAGGUUGGUCAUCAUCGUGUCCACAGUCCGCAGCACUAAAGCAGAACACAUCCAGAUGGACAUUGACUACCAACUCGGCUUUCUCAAGAACCCCAAAAGAUUGAAUGUUGCAGUCACACGAGCGAAGGCGUUGUUGGUUUUAGUGGGUAACCCAUACAUGCUAUGCAAGGACAAUAACUGGAACAAUUUCCUACGUUACUGUAUGGAGAAUAAUGCCUACACGGGAUGCCACUUUGAGGAAGAUGAAGACGAACUUGAAGCCAUCAUCCAGAGACUGGACAAUGUCAAACUCAGCGAUCUUGUGGAUACACCUGAAUCCAAUAACUUACAGGGAUUUAGUGCAGUGACUGAGCAGAAUGACCCAGAGUGGAAGGGAGAGAACUAGAGAGAUGAACUUGCGGACACAGUGAGCCCAUUCAGACCUCUUCUCCAAUAAACCCAUUUGUUUACUGCACCCAUUUUAUUCAUUUUUUCUCUGUUUGUGUGUUUGUUUUUUCAUUUUUUUCUCU
Messenger RNA from Asterias rubens (European starfish), 3467 nucleotides. RefSeq names its product putative helicase MOV-10. The record is from RefSeq and is a predicted model, not a curated record. NCBI's taxonomy places the organism in Eukaryota, Metazoa, Echinodermata, Asteroidea, Forcipulatida, Asteriidae. Gene Ontology annotation, molecular function: RNA binding; 5'-3' RNA helicase activity. The transcript is spliced from 21 exons. Bases 206 to 3343 code for a protein of 1045 amino acids.